Messenger RNA from Acipenser ruthenus (sterlet), 2443 nucleotides. RefSeq names its product meprin A subunit beta-like. Bases 20 to 2212 code for a protein of 730 amino acids. Gene Ontology annotation, cellular component: membrane. Lineage: Eukaryota; Metazoa; Chordata; Actinopteri; Acipenseriformes; Acipenseridae. Gene Ontology annotation, molecular function: protein binding; metalloendopeptidase activity; zinc ion binding. Gene Ontology annotation, biological process: proteolysis. The transcript is spliced from 15 exons. The record is from RefSeq and is a predicted model, not a curated record.
AGUGAUCAGCCUCAAGAGAAUGGCUUCUUUUUCAGUACUUCUGCUUCUGGCUUUGUUUUUCAAACAAACCCUGUGCCUGCCAACAUCCAGGGUUAUUGAAAUCGAUGUUGAUGGUGGACGGGAUCAAGACAUUUUUGACAUAAAUGAAGCAUUAGGACUGGAUCUUGUAGAGGGUGAUAUUCUUAUUGACCACACACAGGAGAGAAACUCUAUUUUAGGUGAUGAGUACCGGUGGCCAACAACUAUUCCAUACUAUCUGGAAGACACCCUAGAUAUUAAUGCAAAAGGAGUUAUCUUGAAGGCCUUUGAACAAUAUCGGCUUAAAACGUGCAUUGACUAUAAACCCUGGGAGGGGGAACCAAAUUACAUUGCAGUCUUUAAAGGCAAUGGGUGCUUUUCUUCGGUGGGAAACCGUCGUGUUGGAAAACAAAGCUUAUCAAUUGGAAAUGGAUGUGACCGAAUAGCCACUAUUGAACAUGAAUUUCUCCACGCACUUGGAUUCUGGCAUGAGCAGUCAAGAGCUGACCGAGAUGACUAUGUAACAAUUAUGUGGGAUCGAAUUUCAGAGGGUAAAGAGCACAACUUUAAUAAGUACAGCGACAAAGUGUCCAGCUCCUUGAAUGUACCUUAUGACUACAACUCGAUGAUGCACUACAGCAAAACUGCAUUUAAGAAUGGAACAGAGUCAACAAUAGUCACCAGAAUACCGGAGUUCAUCGACGUGAUUGGCCAACGCAUGGAGUUCAGUGACAGUGACCUUCUGAAGGUCAACAGAUUGUACAACUGCUCAUCUUCGCUAACUUUUAUGGAACACUGCAGUUUUGAGCUGGAAAAUAUCUGUGGUAUGAUCCAAGGAUCAGGUGGUAAUGCUAACUGGCAACAUGUGAUGCAAGUCAAUGGUGGACCUAUGAUCGAUUACACAACCAUGGGGAAGUGUGAAGGUACAGGGUACUUCAUGCACUUCAGUACCGCUACAGGGAUGGCAGGACACAAAGCAUAUUUGGAAAGCAGAAUUUUGUAUCCAAAACGAGGUUUCCAGUGUUUGCAGUUCUUCUACUACAACAGCGGAAAUCCAAACGAUGAACUUAAUAUCUGGGUUAGAGAGUAUGAUGAAAUGAAUCCUGAGGGUAAAUUAAGGCACAUGGGAGGUAUAAAAGGGGAGCCUCAGGACUAUUGGCAGUUUCAUCAUUUAAGUCUCAAUGUCUCCAAGAAGUUCCGGGUGGUAUUUCAAGGAAUUAAAGGAGCCGGUGUUUCCAAUGGGGGCUUCUCAAUUGAUGACAUCAACCUCUCUGAGACAAAGUGUCCCUCUCAUAUUUGGCACAUAAAAAAUUUUACACAUCUUUUAGCAACUAGUCCUUCUGGAGCAGGUGGCAGGAUUUAUAGUCCUAGGUUCCACUCCAGUGAGGGAUAUGCUUUUCAGAUUGGUUUAUACGUGAAUGGUGACGACAAUAAUCCAGGUGAACUGGCAAUAUACUUUCACCUGGCAUCCGGAUUGAAGGAUGACCGCUUGCAAUGGCCAUGUCCCUGGAAGCAAAUCACAGGGCUGCUCUUAGACCAAAACCCGGACAUUCGUCGGCAAAUGUCAAAUCAAAGAAGUGUAACUACGGACCCCACAUUGUUUGAAACAGAGGCGGAUGGCAGCAAAACAUAUUUUUGGGAUGAUCCCCAGAAAGUAGGAACCCUUGUUCAGGAUCCGGAUGGCACGUCAUAUCACAGAGGGCCAGGAAAAGGCACAAGUGUCUUUCUAACUCAUGACAGACUGAGGAGCAGAAACUUCAUUAAAGGAGAUGAUGUCAUUUUUCUCUUAACAAUGGAAGAUAUUUCAAGACUUACUGCUACUCAGCCACUUCCACCUACCACAACUGUGCCAAAUACAACUCCACCAAAUACAACUCCACCAAAUACAACUCCACCCGCAAGUGAACUAUGCAAGACCUUUGGUUGUGAGAAUGAUGGGGUUUGUGUGGUGGAGAAGGGGAAACCUGUUUGUAGAUGUGCAGUGGGUAAAGACUGGUGGUUUAUGGGAGAGAAAUGUCAGAAAAAAGGAAAAUCAGAGGACACUGUCAUAGCAGCAGUUUCUGCAUCUGUUGCUGUCUUUGCUGCAAUGUUAUUAGUCACAGUUACUAGUGUAUACUGUGUGAAGAAGAAAUUACUAAAGAAAAUGGAGAGACAAACCCCAGGAAUCGUAAUGGGUAAUACCAAUGCAUUUUGAAGACGACAUUUGCUGCAUUUGAAAUAGACAAAAAAAGGUUUAGAUUUUUACAGUCCGGCAAACACAAGUGAUGAAAUCUGCACAUUUUGAUGAGGAUUCCAGGUUUAUCUAGAUCUUAGUUUUAGACUAGAUUAUGAAAUGGUUAAAUGAAAAUGAAUGGUUAAAAUGAUUUAUACUGGAUUUUUGAAACCAAUGUCUUUUUAAUAAAAAUGUAUUAAACUUGUUGAAACA